AUGUCCGCGCCACAGCCAGCUGCCGCGCAGCCCGCGGAGCAGCAGGAGGACAUGGGCCACAAGCUCAUCGGCAUCGCCAAGAAGAUGGCCAUGUUUAUGGCUAUCCAGUUUGUAUGGCAUGGAGCAGAGGGGGCAACCAAGCUUGCGCCUCCCGCCCCGGCCACGACGGACGUCGCCGCCGAUAUCCCCGUGGCUGGCGCCGAAAGUACUGCUGCCGCCGCUGGUAGCGCUGCUCAGGGCUCUGCCGUGCAGGAGAACAAGCCCGUCGAGGUUGCCAAGGCGCUCUGGACUACAGGCACGCCGAUGAAGAUGCACCUGUACUCGGUCGUCGGCGACAACCAGAUCGUCAUUGGCGAGGACAAGCCGCUAGUGUCGUGGGACAACCUCACCUAUGGCAACUGGAACGACGUGCGCGAGGCCGACUUCAUCCUCGACGUGCCUGAGGCUGUCACCCACAACAACGCGAGCUGGUACAUCGGCAUCGUGCUUGAGCCUAGGGAUCGCGAGAUCAACGCCGGCAACCUGCAGGAACUCCCUGUGUACAAGAAGGAGGUCACAAGGUGGAUGCCGAAGCGCAUUGUGCGAAAGGAGAAGUCGCUGCUGGGCGGCAGCGACGAGGAGGAGACCGAGGAGGUCGAGGAGCAGCUGGUGCUCUCGAAGGCCGACCGCCCUAUCGUGUCGUACUGGGCUCCCAACCUCACCGUCUCGAUUGUCUCAGACACGCCCGACAUCAGCAUGGCGCAGGUCCAGCCAGUUACGCGCGAGUACUUCCAGUUCCGCCGCGAUGAGGAGGGCAAGCUCGGCUACGCUCCCACGAUCUUCACCAACGACUUCUGGCUGCUGAAGGAACACCUCGUCGAGCUGAACGAGACAGUCUCCAAGGUUCCUCUUCACGUCAACUACAAGGCGAUCAGCAUGAUGAAGUUCAACAUCUUCUCGUCGCUGACCGCCUCCUUCGAGCAGAGCGCGGCGCAGCAGGGCUCUGGUGUCGAGCUUGACGAGGUCAAGCGCAUGCUCACAGAGACCAAUCCCAUCCUGCUCAUCACGACCGCGAUUGUGACGAUUCUCCACAUGCUCUUCGAGUUCCUUGCCUUCAGCUCGGAUGUCUCUCACUGGCGCAACAAGGACAAGAACCAGGAUCUCGUCGGCGUGUCGCUGCGCACGAUCCUGACCAACGUCUUCGUCAAGCUCGUCAUUCUGCUCUACCUGCAUGACAGCAGUGAGGAGACGUCGUUCAUGAUCCUAUUCACUGAGGGCAUCGGAGUCCUGAUCGAGGCAUGGAAGGUUACCAAGGUCGUCAACAUCCGUGUGCGCGAGGACCCUUCGUCGAUCAUUGGCUACCGCAUCACGUUCGAGGACAAGCACGAGCUUAGCGAGGACGAGAAGAAGACGCAGGAGUACGACAAGCUCGCGUUCAAGAUCGUCUCGAUCGGAGCCGCGCCCUUCCUCGUCGGAUACGCGAUCUACUCGCUCCUCUACCUUACCCACCGCAGCUGGUACUCGUACAUCGUCACCACGCUUGCGCAGGCCGUCUACCUCGGCGGUUUCAUCCAGCUCGUUCCCCAGCUCAUCAUCAACUACAAGCUCAAGUCUGUCGCGCACAUGCCCAUGAAGGCGAUGGUUUACAAGACUCUCUCGACUGUCGUUGAUGACUUCUUCGCCUUCUGCGUCAAGAUGCCCAUGCUCCACCGCCUGGCGUGCUUCCGUGACGACGUCGUCUUCCUCAUCCUCCUUUACCAGCGCUGGAUUUACCGUGUCGACUACUCGCGUGUCAACGAGUACGGCCAGGGCGGCCUUGAGGAGAAAGCUGUCGAGGACAAGAAGACGGAUGGCGACAAGGUCGAGGACAGCAAGACCGUCGAGGUCGCUGGCGCCAGCUCUGGCGUCAAGGUUACCCAGACCAAGGUCACGAAGAAGGGUGGCAAGAAGUAA
Molecule: messenger RNA, 1932 nt
Organism: Trichosporon asahii var. asahii CBS 2479
Lineage: Eukaryota; Fungi; Basidiomycota; Tremellomycetes; Trichosporonales; Trichosporonaceae
Product: cleft lip and palate associated transmembrane protein
Exons: 5
Coding region: 1-1932 (643 amino acids)
Cellular component (GO): membrane; endomembrane system
Source: RefSeq, a predicted model, not a curated record